Ruditapes philippinarum (Manila clam) is the source of this 642-nucleotide messenger RNA. Its product is annotated as histidine-rich glycoprotein-like. Lineage: Eukaryota; Metazoa; Mollusca; Bivalvia; Venerida; Veneridae. The record is from RefSeq and is a predicted model, not a curated record. Bases 1 to 642 code for a protein of 213 amino acids. The transcript has a single exon.
AUGUGUGCUUCAAGUGGUCCAUGUGUUUGCCUGAUGUGCUUACUGUAUUAUGGUUGGCAGGCAAAAGCUGAUACACCAAACAUAAGUGCUCAGAUAUCUAAACUUACAGAAAGCAUUGAUGCCACUGAAGAUUCAAAAGAAUUUUAUUUCAUGGAGAAAGACUUCUUUUUGAUGAAAUUGAUGACAAAAUAUGGAAAUGGAGGAGAGAUAACUUUUGAGGGAUUUGAACACAUGUUACACAACCUUGGUCUUGGUCUCGAUGAACAUGACCACUCAGAUGAACAUUACCACUCACAUGAUCAUAACAACACAGUAGAACAUGACCAUAGCGAUGAUCUUGACCACUCACAUGAUCAUGACCACAUAGAUGAACAUGACCACACAGAAGUACAUGACCACACAGAUGGUCAUGACCACACAGAAGAACAUGACCACAUAGAAGAACAUGACCACUCAGAUGAUCAUGACCACAGCAAUGAUCAUGACCACUCACAUGAUCAUGACCACAGCGAUGAUCAUGACCACUCACAUGAUCAUGACCACAGCGAUGAACAUGACCACUCACAUGAUCAUGACCACAGCGAUGAACAUGACCACUCGCAUGAUCAUGACCACAGCGAUGAACAUGACCACUUCAGGUGA